This is a messenger RNA of Glycine soja, 906 nucleotides long. RefSeq names its product transcription initiation factor TFIID subunit 11-like. The transcript has 2 exons. The record is from RefSeq and is a predicted model, not a curated record. NCBI's taxonomy places the organism in Eukaryota, Viridiplantae, Streptophyta, Magnoliopsida, Fabales, Fabaceae. The coding region runs from base 76 to 522 and encodes 148 amino acids.
CACUCUCCACUUGUGUUGUGUCAAAACCGAAAACCUCUCUAUCUUUUUCUUUCUUUCAUCAUCGAAAUCACCGCCAUGUGUUCCAUGAUAAGCGCGCAAGGGGUGGCGGUUGCAACCGCCAUGGCCGUCUCUGGCACGGUGAUCCUCCUCGCCCUCCGUCUGCAGAAGUCUUUCCCACCACCCCAAUUCUCCGUUCACCACCAAAUCCCUCCUUCUCCUUCUCCGGUUCUGCGAUCUUGCAUAUCCAACGCUGGGAAGAAGAGCAAGAAGAAGAAGAAGAAGAAAAGAGUGCACUUUGCGGAGGACGUGGUGGAGUCGUGCAGAGACGGAGAAGAGUUCAGGAAGCGAAGUUCGCGAUCGAAGGUUCAGAAGAGUUAUAACAACAACAACAACGGAGAAGAAGACGAAGAAGAAGAAGAAGAAGAAGCGAAGAUCGGAGGAGUAAUGCCUGCUAACAGGGUAGCUUUGUAUAACGGAAUUCUUAGGGGCCGUGUGGCCCAACGUUUGGCCUACUCUUGUUGAUUUUGGUUUUUCUGUGAAUAUUCUCCGAUUAUGCUUCUUUUCUUUUCUUUUUACAACAACAACUAGUAGUAAUAUAGUAUAUUAGAAUUUAGAAGCAGAGGGUGGGUCCACCACAAAGGCUGAUAGUAGUUGUUGCAGUGCAGUAGUUGCUCUCUUCGAUGAGAGAGCUUAUUGGACAUAGGGUGUACGUAGUGUAGUGUCUUGUGAAUGGUGAAGAGGAUUUUGUUCAUAUUUAAGGAUAGGAUAAUCUUCUUCUGAGUUCUCCAUAUUUGUACUUCAACCCAUCCAUUUCUCUGCAAAUUGUUCUUCUAUUGUCAUUUCUGACAUGUAAAUACAAGUAGUAGUUAUUGAAGGAAAAAGUCAUAUUAGUUUUUUUAUUUUUAA